AUGUCUCUCACGUACGGAACGGGCGGCGCCACGGCCGCCCUUGGUGUGGUUGCCUUGUACAUGCUCUUCCACGGCGAAGGAGAGGCUUUCAAUGUCGGAGCUUUCCUCGAAACCGUAUCACCGUACACCUGGGCUAGUCUUGGAAUCGCGCUGUGCAUCGGCCUCUCCGUAGUAGGAUCCGCAUGGGGAAUCUGGACAACUGGCGUGUCCAUCGUCGGCGGAGGUGUCAAGGCACCCCGGAUACGAACCAAGAACUUGAUCUCUAUCAUCUUCUGUGAAGUCGUUGCCAUCUACGGCGUCAUCAUGGCCAUCAUCUUCUCCUCCAAGAUGACCCAGCUUACCGACCCCGAGCUGCUCUACUCUGGAUCAAACUACUUCACCGGAUACGCUCUCUUCUGGGCUGGUCUUACCGUCGGCAUGUGCAACCUGAUCUGCGGUGUCUGCGUUGGCAUCAACGGAAGCAGCGCUGCUCUGGCUGACGCCGCCGACCCUGCACUGUUCGUCAAGAUUCUCACUAUCGAAAUCUUUGCCGCCAUUCUCGGACUGUUUGGGCUUAUCAUUGGAUUGUUGAUGCAAAGCAACGCAAAGGACUUUGAGUGAGCUUAUAGGGACUUUAUUGGUUUACGCCAGAUUUCAGAAAAACCCACCAGGUCGAUCUUUGAUCAUGCUUGAAGGCAACCAGCAAACAAGUGCUCCAGGUAUCAGCACAGGAAGCUGGCUUGGACGUUACAGAAAGUUACUGUUGUAGAAGUUUGUACGAUGUACAUGGGGAGGGCGCUUGUAUAAUGCAUGUGUACUAUGAGCAAUCACCGGCAUUAAAUACCAGUUUUUUUAAGA
Molecule: messenger RNA, 837 nt
Organism: Bipolaris maydis ATCC 48331
Lineage: Eukaryota; Fungi; Ascomycota; Dothideomycetes; Pleosporales; Pleosporaceae
Source: RefSeq, a predicted model, not a curated record